Molecule: messenger RNA, 2640 nt
Organism: Zingiber officinale
Lineage: Eukaryota; Viridiplantae; Streptophyta; Magnoliopsida; Zingiberales; Zingiberaceae
Product: APETALA2-like protein 1
Exons: 9
Coding region: 1080-2435 (451 amino acids)
Biological process (GO): regulation of DNA-templated transcription
Molecular function (GO): DNA binding; DNA-binding transcription factor activity
Source: RefSeq, a predicted model, not a curated record
CUUCGGUAGUUGUGCUUCAGCUCACUUUCCUCCGCCGGCUUCUCCUUCUCCUCCUUCUCGCCGCCGCCAUCCGCCGCCGCUCGUUGUCGCCGCCGCCUGCUCCUCUUCCUCGCCUCCGCAUUCGAUGUUUUUACGAGCUAUCGAGGGGUUUUUGGUCUUCCGUGGUAUCGUAUUCUUCAAUCUAUGUGUUCUUUUUUUUCCCCCCAAUUUCCAUCUCCUUGUUCUUCGUUUCUAGUCUUCUUCGUCUCUGAUUUCCUCUGGAACUCCCGAUCGUAUUUCAUCUCGAUCCUGGUGUGGAGGAAGUUGCAAUUUUGGGGGCGGAACAGAAUGGGUGAGAGAUCCGUAUAGAGUUUGGAGUUGAUCGGCAAGGUGCGAUAGGGUACCCAAAUUUACCAUUUUGGCGAAGCCCUUGAAACGAGGAGAGAUUCUUUGGUGAAUAACUUCUCACAUAUCCUAAACUCUUCUCUCCGUCCUGAUGCUUCUUCUCUCCUUUAAUCCUAUCCUUUCUCUCUUCGUCCUCUUAUUCUUAUUUUCUCUCGUUCCUUGUUGGUCACGGGGAGCGAUCGAAGGCGGUUAGCUGAUGGCCAUGACUUCUCACGCCGCUAUCGUAGUCGGUCAUAGAGCAAUAAUUGAUAUGACAUGAUAUAAAUGCUCUAAUUAGGAAAGUAAAUUGUGCCAAUGUGUAUGUAAAGAUGAGGUUUUGGUCAAACGUAAAUUGAAGUACAGAUUUGAGCUGAAUACUUCAGUACUUCUAAAUUUUUUUAUUAUUUUUUUUUUUCUAGCCAUGAUUUGGACUGAAAUUUUGUGACUGGCUGCGUAUUCUGUUCUUUCUUGUGGUAAGCAGGUGAAAUUAUAGCUAGCUACAGAUUGGUGGAGCAUGGCAGAUUUGACCUUUUAUGUGUCACCAUAGAUGUUGCGUAAGAACAAUUCAGUCUUAUCUUGUCUCUACCUUUUUCCUUCUCUGGCUAUUGUUUCUGAUACUGAAGAAUCAGAAUCACAACCCUGUGAGAGUGCUUUGCAACCAAGAAUAGAUCUAAUUCGACUGAGGAAGGCUGCUUUCCCCCUAUUUUCUAAGAGUGAUGAUGUUGGACCUUAACUUGGCAUCCUCUAGUGAAUCAACAGCCCUUGGAGAGAAGACCAACUCCAAGGAUUCUAGAGAAUUAGAGAGGGAUGAUUCUGGGACAACUAAUUCAUCUGUCCUUAAUGCUGAAGCCUUAUCUGAAGUGGUCGAUGAGGAUUCCUGCUCGACUCGAUUUGCAGCUGCAUUCAGGUUUGGUGUUUUGAAGAGUCCUCUGACACUUGAAGGUGAAAAUGAAGUGGAAGAGGAGCUUGAAGAGGAUGCAAUUGGUGCCCAUCAACAACCUGAAAUGAUCACUAAACAGCUCCUUCCUUCAGAGCCUUUGGUGGUUCCAGAUGUUUCCCAAGUGCCAGUAGCAACUUCAUCCUUUUCAUCGUCUAAUCUCCAUUCUAUGAAUCUUUCCUUUUUGCAAGCCGAUUCAUCUGCAGAUUUGAGAAUUCAACAUCAGCAACAGCUGUUCCAUCAGCCACAACAGCAGCCUAAGAAGAGUCGAAGGGGACCACGAUCUCGGAGUUCUCAGUACCGUGGAGUUACAUUCUACCGUAGGACUGGAAGAUGGGAGUCUCAUAUCUGGGAUUGUGGGAAACAAGUGUACUUGGGAGGCUUUGACACUGCUCAUGCCGCCGCAAGAGCAUACGAUCGAGCUGCAAUUAAGUUUCGGGGAGUUGAUGCUGAUAUCAAUUUUAAUAUCAUUGACUACAAGGAAGAUCUUGAUCAGGUGAAAAAUAUGUCAAAGGAGGAAUUUGUGCACAUACUUCGUCGGCAAAGCACUGGAUUCUCAAGGGGAAGCUCAAAAUAUCGAGGAGUGACCCUUCACAAGUGUGGUCGCUGGGAAGCCCGCAUGGGACAGUUUCUCGGCAAGAAGUACAUAUAUCUUGGGCUAUUUGACAGUGAAGUAGAAGCAGCAAGGGCUUAUGACAAGGCAGCCAUAAGGUAUAAUGGAAGGGAGGCAGUUACCAACUUUGAGCCAAGUACCUAUGAAAGCGAAAUUAUUUCAGAGGGCGAUACUGAGGGACAUGACAUCGAUCUGAGUUUGAGGAUUUCUCAGCCAUUGGUCCACGCCCCCAAGGGAAACCAAAAUUUACCGGGCAACCAGAUCGAAGGUUUUGGCACAAACAAGGAGAGAGCGAAUGAAAAGAUGCCUGCUGUUGGUUUUCAAACUUUCCCAGUGUGGAGUUGGCCAACAAAUGUGCCUUCUCCAUUUCCAGUCUUUUCGUCAGCAGCAUCAUCAGGAUUCCCUACUACCAGAGCGACAGCUGCGCUUCCUCUGCUGCAACUGCAAGUUCCAACAACGCACCAUCCUCAUUUCCCUUCUCAACCUGCACCAAACUACCACUUCAGGAACUCAACUCAUUAGAGUCCCAAACAAUGAGCAGAUUGUGAGACCGUGCAUUCACAUUUUGCUGAAUAUAUUUCUCGGUCGGUGCGCUGUUGCAUCUGUUUAUAUUAGAUUUCUCGGGUAUCGAAGUGUGAUAUGUCAAACCCUUGCUACAUUUCAAGUUAUCCAAAGUUGUAACAUCUUAUAAUUGGAGCUAGAAGAGAAAUCUCUAUCUAUUUUCUUA